AUGUCUACAAACCCAGCAGCACGGCCGGGGGACUCGGGGACUACUUCCCUCAGAACGCCAUUGAGGGCCAUUUCCCCACCGACGCAAAAGCAAGUUCGGCGGAGGAGCUCGUUCAUACUUCGCGGUGACUCGUCGGAAGAUUACCCAAGUCCGCACGAGUCGAUAUUUGAAGCCUAUUUCGUCUCGGCCGCGAACAGUGAGGAAAGCAACCAUAAAAUCGAAUUGGUUUCCAUCGCACAACACAAUCCGGGUGCGGAGAACGAGCCUGCAGGGACCGCUGAAAACAGCAGACAGCUAACAGGACCAGCUGGUACACUCCCAAUCGCCGACGUCGAGUUCCGAUAUGGCCGGGGCACCGUUCUCGAGACAAUCGCGGAGCAGAAGAGCUCAAACACUAUGAGGACGCUUGCGCGGGCGAAGUCGGCGGAUGGCUUCCCAAAGAUUCCUUUCCUCAAUCAUUGCGACAGUUUUGAGGUGGCAAAGAGUCCACGUCGAAAGCAAUCCUUCAGUGUCGAUGAUCUCGCCUUGAUUCAACGAAAUUACCACGAAGCAUGCGCCAUGAUCGAGCGUGAAACACGCAAGCCGUUGCCAGUACACGAAAUAUAUGCUCAACCAAAAAACCCGAUCCAUGCUCCAGUAUACCGCCCUCCGACUCCUCCGGGGAUGCCGUCUUGGACUGCUGCACAGAAUCUUCCACGACAGACUGGAGGCUCAAAUAACACACCUGGUGUUCAAAAUCGCCUUCAGAGAUUCUUGAAUCUUCCCGCCUCUGGAAUCACCUUCUCAUCUCGCGUUCCAACAAGAACCGUGUCUACUCCGCUUCCGAGUCGGGUCGCACCACGGUUCCGACCUCCACGAAGUGCAUACGGACCUAUUAAUCGACACCCCUUCGUCACCGCUCCCGUUGCCAAGGCCAACCAAAUGCCUCCAUCGCCCACUGGCAAACGCAAGCUAGGAAAACGGGUACGAUUCACGCCGUCUGCCACAGCCAGAGAUUCGGAGAUGGCCUCACUUCAAACAGCAAUAAUGACCACCAGUUCUUCAGCUAUGCAUCCACUAGCUCCAGUACAAGUCUCCCCGGAUAUUGCUCAUAGUCUCCCAACACCACGCUGUCCACAUCGUAAAGGUCGGCGGGAGGUAGUUAAAAUGCUCAGAAACAGCCUUAACCGCGACAAUACGGUUCCGCCCAGCAAUGAAUACCUGACCCUCAGCGAUCAAUCGCCCCCUCGUUCAAGCUCGACUUUAUUUCCUCAAACUUCAACGCCUAUCUUGUCACCGACAUAUCCACUCUCUCUCCCUUCUUCGAGACAGGCUUCCCUCAACACAGCAGAUACUCCUUUUUCUGAUUCCCAACCCAGCCGCACAACAUCCUUCUCCUCCACGGCACACCUGCUUGCCAGAAUUGGCAGGUCAUCAUCUCCUACGCCGAGUUCAUUAAACCCGACCAGCCCCGGCAGCACAGCUUCAACGAAAGAAACUUGGUGCUGGAAAUGUAGUGUAGAGAAGGGCAUCAAAAAAAUUGAUCAUUGCUGGAUGCAGAGUGCCAGCUGCAUGUGUACCGUUUGCUUCGGUGUCGAUGUCGAUGACGAUAUGAGUCUUCACCAUAGUGCUGGUGCAGCUCACGCCAGCCGCCACCUAGUGCCGGGUGGGCUGCCUGGACAGGAAAUUGUUGGGCCGAGGAGAGUGGUUUUGGAGCAUACACCUGUUGUUAUGCCCUGA
This is a messenger RNA of Hyaloscypha bicolor E, 1719 nucleotides long. RefSeq lists its product as uncharacterized. NCBI's taxonomy places the organism in Eukaryota, Fungi, Ascomycota, Leotiomycetes, Helotiales, Hyaloscyphaceae. Bases 1 to 1719 code for a protein of 572 amino acids. The record is from RefSeq and is a predicted model, not a curated record. The transcript has 2 exons.